This is a messenger RNA of Trypanosoma conorhini, 861 nucleotides long. RefSeq names its product mucin-like glycoprotein. NCBI's taxonomy places the organism in Eukaryota, Euglenozoa, Kinetoplastea, Trypanosomatida, Trypanosomatidae. The transcript has a single exon. Bases 1 to 861 code for a protein of 286 amino acids. The record is from RefSeq and is a predicted model, not a curated record.
AUGACGACGCUGGCGGUGCGGCGCCGUGCGGUGUGCGCCCUGGCGCUCCUCGCGCUGCUCUGCUCCUCCGUCUGCGGGGCGACUGCGGAGGGGGCUGCGGCCAAUGUGAAAGUGCCGGUGGAGGUGUCGUGCCCGAACGGUGCAAAGAAGUUAAGUUGGCGGUUUGUUGGUGCAACGAGUUGGACACCGUGCACAGCCUCGCUGGAAUCCCCCCGCACUGCGGCUGUUCCUGCGGCUGAGGUGGCUGCAGAUGACAGUGACGUCGUCUGCCUCAUUGCCGAAUCGAAUUUCAUCUUGACCGGGUGCGACUCGCGCUGCGCGGGACGCACGACGCAGGGCGAUGUUGCUGCGCUUACGAUGCUUUUCGAGACGAAGGAAGGCGGUACACUCCACACGAAGUGGAAGGCUGCAAACCCCUCCACUGGCGCCGCGACCCUUCCUACUGUGGAGGGUCUCCAAAAUGGUGCUCAGGGCGUUUGCACGCUGCAACCCGCCAGCGCAAGGGCAAAUGGGGAGGGUGCGUCUGGUACACGACCCCAAGAAGUGCCAGCUGCAGGAGGGACGCAGCAGCAGCCACACACGACUGGCGGUGCGGGCCCGGCCAAAGACCCAGCAGCCGCCCAACCGAGGGGGCCCGGAGAGGCACAGGCACCCCCAACUUCCGCGGGAGAUUCCGGCGCGUCCGCUGCCGCCCCGGCCGCCACCGCCGUGGAGGGAGCCACGACGACGACCACCACCCGCAGCCCGAGCGCCGGGAGCCACGCGAAAAGCAACGCGGACAGCACUGCCAACAUCGCCACUGCGUGGAUGCGUGCCCCACUGCUGCUGCUGCUACUCGCCUCUGCUGCUGGGUGUUUCUGA